Molecule: messenger RNA, 3975 nt
Organism: Mizuhopecten yessoensis (Yesso scallop)
Lineage: Eukaryota; Metazoa; Mollusca; Bivalvia; Pectinida; Pectinidae
Product: serine/threonine-protein phosphatase 4 catalytic subunit
Exons: 9
Coding region: 2-1012 (336 amino acids)
Biological process (GO): peptidyl-serine dephosphorylation; double-strand break repair via homologous recombination
Cellular component (GO): nucleus; cytoplasm
Molecular function (GO): protein serine/threonine phosphatase activity
Source: RefSeq, a predicted model, not a curated record
UAUGCGCGAGAUUCCAAUUUCUGACGCACAACAGAGAAUGCGAGGAGGCUUGGAUAACGAUUCGGUAUUGCAAUAUCAAAGUUCUAGUAUGAGUGAACUCAGCGACCUGGACAGGCAAAUAGAGCAGCUACGGCGAUGUGAAAUCAUCAAGGAGAGUGAAGUGAAGUCCCUGUGUGCUAAAGCCAGGGAGAUCCUGGUAGAGGAGAGUAACGUCCAGAGGGUAGACUCUCCAGUCACAGUGUGUGGCGAUAUUCAUGGCCAAUUUUACGAUCUCAAUGAGUUAUUCAAAGUGGGAGGUGAUGUCCCCGACACAAAUUACCUGUUCAUGGGUGAUUUUGUGGACAGGGGUUUCUACAGUGUAGAGACAUUUCUUUUACUUCUAGCAUUAAAGGUACGUUAUCCAGACCGAAUAACUUUGAUCCGUGGGAAUCAUGAGAGUCGACAAAUCACGCAAGUGUAUGGGUUUUACGAUGAAUGUUUACGAAAAUAUGGCUCAAUCACUGUGUGGAGAUACUGUACUGAGAUCUUCGAUUACCUGAGCUUAUCCGCAAUCAUAGAUGGAAAGAUAUUCUGUGUACACGGUGGGUUGUCACCAUCUAUCCAGACCCUCGACCAAAUACGAUCAAUAGACAGGAAACAGGAAGUUCCCCACGACGGACCCAUGUGUGACUUACUAUGGUCCGAUCCAGAAGAUAUGCAGGGCUGGGGAGUGAGUCCCAGAGGGGCUGGUUACCUGUUUGGAUCAGAUGUUGUAGCACAAUUCAAUGCCGCCAACGACAUAGACCUUAUAUGCCGAGCACAUCAGCUAGUGAUGGAAGGCUAUAAAUGGCACUUCAAUGAAACAGUUCUAACAGUAUGGUCGGCGCCAAAUUAUUGUUAUAGAUGCGGUAAUGUAGCAGCAAUAUUAGAAUUAGACGAACACUUACAGCGAGAUUUCACAAUAUUUGAAGCAGCACCACAAGAAUCCAGGGGAAUUCCAUCCAAGAAGCCACAGCCGGACUACUUUUUAUGAGGAUGUUAACAUUAUAUUUUAACAAGGGGCCACAAACUGUUGCAGAUACAGAAAUACAAAGCAUGGAUAUUUGUCUACAGAAGGAAACAUACCAAAGAACAUCCUACAGAAAAUGACAGAAAUUGUACAGAAAUGACUUGAUUGUGUGUUUGAUCAAAAAAUGAAAAAUGUGCUAGAUGGAAUAUUGAACAUUGAUUUGUGCUCUCCAGGAACAUGGAACAGUGUGUUGGUCCUGCACAGUUUGUCACUGUUGAAUUUGACUUAAUGAUACAUACAUAUACCUCUCAAUGGUCAAAAAGAACCAGUUCAUGUGGCAGAGCAUGUGUAGGGUAUUUGAAUAAAAUUAAUGUACCUCUUCAGUCCAUUUACCUAAAUAGUAAAAUUAGAUCAUUUACCUCAUAAUCAGAGUUUUCAAAGAACAAAUUUCUCUAUCAUUAUUGGCUGCAUUACAAGUCUUCUGUGAAAUAUAUGUAAACAGACUCUACUUCUCCUCUGACACUGUCUGUAUUGGUCACGGUUGUAACAAUAUAAAUACCAGAAGGUUAGCUCUAUGCAGUUCAGAUCGAUUUUUAUUAGGUUGUUCUGUUAAAGGCUACCAGAGAUAUAGCGCAGUUUAAUAUACUAUGCAGAUUUUUCCUGUUUGUUUUAAACUUAAGCAUCUAACUGGUGACAACAACAGUUCUACCAGUAGAAUUAGCGUUACCUAAUUGAUAAAGCAUAAACACUAACUGUAUUCUUGUGGUAAUAAUAAGCAACAUGAAGUCGGAUCACACAUGAGUCAAGUUGGCACUUUGCUUAUUGCAGAAUAUAUGUGGAAUAUGCAGAAAUGGCAUACUAUGUAUGUCAGUUAGAGGCAGAAGAUAUAACAUUGAAACAUGUUUUAUGAAGGUAAUUUUAACUGAAAUUUUCAUUUCUUUAAACACUUGUCAAUCAGUGUUGAACACCAGGUACAAAUGUACAAAUAAGUGCUAAAAUUACGGGACAACGAUUUACAUGGUCAAUCCAUCUGCUGUAAAAUCUGACACUAAUUUUCGUGGGUUUUUAAUUUUGUUGAUUUCUUGGGUGAUCUUCAUCAACGAAUUCAUAGGUUCAUGAAGUAAUUACAAGUUUGACAUGUAGUCAUUCUCAGUGAGCGGGUACGUGUAAUCCACGAAUUUAUGUACCAAUGAAAUGGUGUUUUGUGAUGAAACCAUGGAAUUUGAGCCCCAUGAAAAUAUCUGAUUUCAUAGUAAUGUGCUUGAAUAAUGAUCAAUAUCUCCCACAUAUUUUCCUAUCACUAUUAGCAACUGUGUAAUUUUUCUCUCAUAGACUAAAGCAACAUCAUAUUUCUGUUCCAUUAACGACAUUUGCACAUAAUGUGUAUCAAAUAACAAUGGCCUUCUUUGUAAUUAAUUGAAAAUCAAACAAGUCAUUAUUGAUUAUUUUCACUUGCAUUGAAAUUUUUGUAAAUCCAUUAUUAACUCUUUCAUCCCUAUGCAACUUAAGUAGACUCUCCCAUGCUUUGAUAUGGAUAAGUCCAUUAUGGUUUUCAGGGGUAAAAAGGGUUAAAGGAUUUAUACCUGUACAGUGUAUAGAUAUGUUGACCAUUUAACUUGCAUCUUUAUGCUGACACAUGAAAUGUAUUGUACAGAUAAUAUUGAUUGUUGUUCUUUGUAGAUAUCAAUGUUUUGGUUGAAAUAACUUACUUUUCAUAAACUUGCAACAACAACAACAACUGGACAUGCAUGUUUUCUUAAAAAAAAAGAAAAAUUAAGAACAAUAAUUUUCAUACUUUUCAAAUCAAUUCUGCAGCAUUAGCAUAUUGUUGAGCCAGCUCCAUCAUUUAGAACAAUAAUACAACCCAAGACUUGAUUAUAGAUCAGUCGUGUUAUGUCUCCAUUGUAGUGGUGGGGGCAGGGAAUCUGAAAGCUGAGUGAAACCAUGGCUGUUGAACAAAUGCCACCAAACAUAUUGUACUGUAAUUUUAUUUCAGUUAUCUCCCUUGACUAUAUCAAAUUAUUCAGAAGGACCAGUUUAUCAUUGCAAGCAUUUUUGUCUUAUGCAGAUCGAAAGAGUUUCAGGGGUAGUUUUUCAGUUACAUUUAAGAUAGCAAUACUCUCAGAAUAUUACAGGUAUGGUAUGAUUUUUCAGUACAUGAUACUAAAUGAACCAUAAUCCUCUAUGAUUUUCAGUACAUGAUACUAAAUGAACCAUAUCUUAAACCCUCUAUGAUUUUUCUUCAGAUUUUGAAAUAGUAUUUGCCAAUCUUUACCUAUAAUACUAUUCUGUCCCAGUCUGUUGUCUCAAACCUUUGCUUCCUGUUUUGUUUUGAUUUUUUGAUGUGAUGAAUUUUCAGAAGGACUAGAUUUAUUAUGACCCCCUUUCCAAUUAAGUCAUCAUGAACCAUUCAUUUUUUAUAACCUUUCACUCAUCAUAUCUCAUCUAUUUCUGUCUGUCCAUCAUCAUCACAUAAUCUUUGUUCACUGUCUUAUUAUUAUUGGAGACGAAAUCUGUGGGGAUACCGUGUAAAUAUAUGUAUAUAAAAUAUUUUGCAAGGAAAUUCUGUAUUACUAAUACUUCCUUUUUCAGUGAAGAAAUGUACAUUACUAAGUCUUCAUGUUGUGGUACUCUCAAUUGUGUCAAAUGUUUUAAUUCAUGUACAGUGAUGAUGAGGAUAUUAUUCACAAUUCGUGUACAGUGAUGAUGAGUAUAUUAUUCACAAUUUGUGUACAGUGAUGAUGAGUAUAUUAUUCACAAUUGGUGUACAGUGAUGAUGAGUAUAUUAUUCACAAUUCGUGUACAGUAAAUAAGUCAUCCUCUGUGACGGCUGUAUACCAACGCAUAUACAUGGCGUAACACCUUGGCUAGACAUAAACACACGGAAGUGAGUUCUGGUUAGAACACAUCAAUUUCAUCACCAAGUGGUAGCUCUUGUUUCUUUAUUGUCCUUCAUGAUAUGUCGUUUUUUAAAUAAAUUAUUUUUG